UUGGUCUCGUGCUCCGUAUACAGAGCUUUUAAAAUAAAUCCUUGUUGUUACUGAAACUAUUCAACUAUUGUCUAACGCUAAAUAUGGACAUUUCGGUCAAGUUAAACGAUUUGUCUGCUGCUUGGAUUAACUACCUAAAUGUACUCAAUAGCUUAUGCGCAGCCGGGUGCAAACUGGCUCACUCAAUUGGAAUGCUAGAGCAGUCCUCACGAUCUCUAAAUGAAAAACCGUUAUUGAAAAAUCAUCCAACAACAUACUUGACAAACUCUUGGAAUGACUUAGCCAGGGCAACAACAGUAGCGACUAGUACUGUGAAAACUCACAUACUAGCAGUUCUUCAGGACUUCAUAACUUCGUCUGUGGAUCAACCAAGUGCAAUUAAUAAUGAAUUGGAGCAGAAACGGAUUCGUGAACACAAUGAACUCAUUGUUCUUGAGAAUGCUCAAACCGUAAUCAACAUUCAGCAUCAAUUUUCUGCCGCCAAUUUUGAUGCUUUUUCACCAUUAACUUGUUUUGUUUGUCAAUCGCCAGUUGGAUUUCCACAUGAACAGGACUGCAGCGUUGCUAAGCAAAAAUCGCAAACCGAACAAAGAUCUCAAACUCCAUCACCAAACUUUUGUGGUACCAGUAUGAAAAUGGAUUCAUCUCGAGGAAAUUCUUUAACGGAUCAGCGUUCUUUACCAGUGGGAAUUUCAGAACCUGCUGCCACCGAGCAACAGCGUGGACCAUCGCCCCAACAAAAUUUUAGAGAUACAAUACCGAUGCAAGCUAUUUUUGAAAACACGAGAGGUCCUCUGCCCAACCCUGGGCACUUGUUGUCAAUGAAAUUACCGUUUUACCGCAAUGUCAAGUCACCAUUAAAUUUUCCAUUAUUUCCACUUAACGGGCAACGGCGGUGGUCAGAAGCUGCUGCUGGUGAAGUAAUUGAUGGUAUAUCAACUGAUCCAGAAAGCCAUAUGAGACGGUGGUCAAUGCCGUGGGAGGCAUCGAAAUGCGAUCAAAAUACAGUAACCUGGAACCAAACUCGAAUAAUGCCAAUGAAUGCAAUGAAAUGCCCGCAUUACAAAGUAUCGAGCUCUGACCGUUUUAACUCCCAUACGCAAGAUGGAAAUUGGCCUGCGUCGGGAACUAGUCAAGAUGGCUUAACCGAGGCAAUACAGCUGCUGUCUUUUAAACCACCUAGAACACAUCAAAUGAAUCCUCAGCCCCCGUUUGCAUCACCUACUACGGAAACCCCCAAUUUAGAAUAAGCCGCACGCAUUGCAAUUUAAGUAACACACAUUUUUAACAUAAUUAAUUGAAAACUACAAACCAUUGUUCUUUGCUGCUGUCAGUUUCUUGUAGGCCUUCUCAAGAAAUUACAAAAGAUAGUUAAUAAAGGAAAUACGUGGUUUGUAUUAAAA
Messenger RNA from Scaptodrosophila lebanonensis, 1403 nucleotides. RefSeq lists its product as uncharacterized. Lineage: Eukaryota; Metazoa; Arthropoda; Insecta; Diptera; Drosophilidae. The record is from RefSeq and is a predicted model, not a curated record. The coding region runs from base 84 to 1250 and encodes 388 amino acids. The transcript has 5 exons.